GCGUGCUGUCGGGACCUGCAGAUCGGAGAAUGGACGAUGAAGCCAAUGGCGACACCGCUAACAGCUCGCCAACCUUGGAAACCAUAGCCGUGAAUGUGAGUCAAGUCCUUGUGGAAGAACACAGCGAAAGUCACGCCCUGCAUGAAGCCUUGAACGUCCUCCAGCGAUUGCCAUUCCUCGUUCGACAUGUCGUGUGUGCAUGGCGCGCGUCGCCGUCGCGAAGAGGUGCGUUGGUCCUCCUUCAAGUUGCACAAGACGAACUCUUCCAGGACGUCGUCAGUUCGUUGGACGUUGCAUGGGUCAUCCCAUUCCUCCGCGGAAGUGAUUUGCAGUAUCGAACAAAAAUCGCACUCGUUUCAGGUCUCGCCGUUCGCCGUCCUGUGCUCGAGUGGCUGGACGAAGCGUACGGCGUCCUCGAAGCUGACUUUCCCAUGCACCCGUCCACACUCAUGCACAUGACCGCGCUGAGUCGCAGCCUUGAAAUGCACCAGCAACCGAUGUCGACAACACAUGACGUCCGCCUUGGUCGGUUGGUUGAACGAGCGUCGCUCAAUUCGAAUGCUAGCACGGAUAAGCUAUCUGUCAUUCCUGUUUCUGCAGUUCCUGCAGUCAUGGCCGUACUGAGUCGCUGGCAGCACCUCCAUGCCGCCGUGUGGAGGCUGUGUCUGUCCAAGCCGUACCAAGUUUUGAAAACAAGCCCGAUCGUCUACUUCAGCGACGUUGUUGCAGUGUUGUGGGAAGCCGCUGGAUCCUUCACGCUCGUGCCCACGGCUGCAACUACGAGCCGCGACAUGGCGGUGGAAAUAGCAUUGCUUAGCGCCUUCUCUCCGCUGGAUUGUGUCCAAGCCAUUUAUGCGGCAACCUUGGCCUGCGUUGGCCACUCCAAAACUCCGACUCUGUGGAGUUGGCAUCGAUGUCGACCUGCCGAAUGGGCGCUGGACCUGAUCCACGACUGCGUGGAGAAGUUAGUGCACCACGACUCGAGCUUACUGGCUUUGAUGUGCACCAUCGCGGACGUUGCACUCGCACUCUUCGCGACCGAGUUGGCCUGGUCGUCUGCUCGACGGUUGUGGGAGGCUUGUCUCGACUCCACUACCUCCAUCUCGUCCCUUACAGCUCUGGCAACCGCCGUCGAAGCAAUGGACGAUUCAUCGCUCUAUCGUGACCAAAUCAUGUCGUUCAUAGUCCAAGUCUUUUCAACAAUCCUCGAGCCAAGAUCUGCCAAGAGCCAUCCUCGCUCUUGGUGGACGCUGCCGCCAUCCGACGUCGGGGACUUGAUCUCGUGCGUAUCGAGUGUCCGUGUGUGGGCUGAAGUGUUUGCUACGUGCGUGUCUGGCCAAGGCCACGAAGGCGCCAGGUGGGUGCAUGCACUCGCUCCGGAGCGGUCGGCGCUAAAGCAAUUAGUCACGGACGUCCUCUUUCACUGGAUCACUCUCGACACGACGCGAGCCUUCCACUUGGCGAUCUGCCUCUCGUGCGAUUUUCAAUCGAUCGACGUGGCGACUGCCCAAAGCUUCAGCGACUUCCUCGCGCAGUUUGACCGGUUUCACCAACUCGUUCAGUACCUUGGGGAUCCUCUGUCGCAAGCCCUUGCCCCUCGACGGCGUGUGUAUGUCAUCCACGUCGUUGAUUUAUGUGCAGUCCACUGCAGCGACGCGAACGUGCGAAGCAAGUUGGUGGAGUGCCUCGAGCGUUUGGGAUUGCCCCUCGAAUCGAGUCCGCUGAUUUCGCACUCGAGCGCACUCGUCACGGCGUUUCUCGCGCAAUUGGAGGCUAUCCACCAGCCUCUCCACACGGCAUACGAACUGUUUGCGUAUUGCACAGCCCAGGACGCCCUCUUUUGCGACAACAUUCGAUUCAGCAUCGUCUUGACCGAGGCAUGGAAGCCGACAUUUUCACCAGAGUCGAGGCUCCAGUGGCACUUUUUUCUAAACUGCGUCGCGUGGUGGAUGGUUGCCGCGCCGUCCAAGGGUCGCUCCUCGACCACUUUUCCAUUGCCGUUUGAUCCCGUACCGGCGACUUUGCACGAAUACUUGACCUCGACGACGUUGGCUCCGCCAUUUUCGUCGUUGCGGCUCGAAAUGCAAGUGCGGCGAUACAUCGAUGGACAAGGUGUGCAGCCUGACUUGCGGCAACUGACCCAAGUCCUCCUCACAGCCAUGCUCGAGCAUCCAGAGAGGCGUACGGACGUCAUCACGGUGUGGCGUCGAUUUUCCAAGCGGAUGAUCGUCCAUGCGUGCGUCGAAGCGUUGCAGGCGGCACUCCUCCGCACCGGGAUCCACCAGGGCUUCUUUUUGCCGUCGCUGUGCCCCGACCUGUCGUUUUCAAGCGUGUUCAACCACCCUCUUCUCUGCAGCCGCAUCGUUCACUUAGCCAUGACAACCUCAGGAUCCUCUGACGAUCUCUGCGCCUUCUUGGCCCAAGUCGAACGGCCCAACUAUACCUUGGCCGGGGUCGUUGCCAUCUUGCUGGACUUUGACGGCCAUCCCCGCUGGAAACGCGUGCUGCAACUCUUGUGGCCAGGGCUGGACCAUUAUCCGACGGCGCCGCUUCCGUUUGGUCUCGUGGCACGCUUCGGAUAUAUCAUUUCGUCGGCGUCGCAAGCGGUGCAGUUUGUUUAUUCCAACGCGACAGGGCUGUGGACCAAAACGGUGGUGUCCUCGACGGCACGAACACGUCAAGCCAACCGGGAACCAAACUUGUUCCUCGACUUUGCAAGCUGGCUGGCAGUCAUGGCGCAUGUUGACGUCGACUGGGAAGCAUACGGCCGACAAACGAUCGCAGUUGUGUACCUCCCGUUGCAAUUCAACGGCGAUCGAUGGCAACUUCUCCAAGAGUGUGUUUUUGCUGUGGCGUCAGGAAUCGCCAUCCUGCCACCGUGGGUGACAUCACUACUCUUUUGCAUCCCGUCCACAUUGUCGCAGCCGUUUGCAUCGUGGUUGUGUUGCACCCUCCACAAAGUUGUGGUUCGCCUUGAAGUCACCCACGACCACUCGUGGAUCGAGUCCAAUUUGCUCAGAGUGCUCGAGCAACUUGAGCUCGUCGAUCGAGCCAUAACUGCCAUGCAGCAGAGUCACAGCCAUGACGUCGACGCGUGGUGCACGUUGUGGCACUCGCAUGACGUGUUCCGGUCCGCACGGGUGGCACCAACAUUGGUAGGCCUCAUGGGGAUGCACUAUUGCGUUUCCCGCGACGAAGCAGCGCUGACGCGCGUCCAACUGUGUCUGUUGCGAGAUGCUGCGUUCAUGAAGACGUUUCCGUCGACGCGGCAAGCCAUGCUCGGCAUGGUGGACCGAAUUUGCAUGUAUGCGUACCCGACCGAGUGCCGCGCCGUGCGAGAGAUGCUGGAGCACUUGGGCGACUAA
Messenger RNA from Aphanomyces invadans, 3365 nucleotides. RefSeq lists its product as hypothetical. The record is from RefSeq and is a predicted model, not a curated record. Bases 30 to 3365 code for a protein of 1111 amino acids. The transcript is spliced from 2 exons. Lineage: Eukaryota; Oomycota; Saprolegniomycetes; Saprolegniales; Verrucalvaceae.